AUGUUUGACGAACACUUCAAAUCUGUGGUUGGUGGUGCAGGUGCUACUGCUCCUUUGGGUACUGCCGCUGUACCGCAGGCCUCGGCUGCUGAAGCUGCUUCGAUCGGUCCGGUAGACGUAGCCGGAGUCAGCGCUGGUGCUCCAACAGCUGGCGAGGUGCCAUCGAUCUCUGCACCCGAACAGAAAGGCGGCAAGCUUCGACGAAAGCUGGGAAGAGGUUUCUCGUCAAGGAGCAUCAUCAAGACCUCGUCCUCCACGACGUCCUCCACGGAGGCUGCGCUGGUCACCGACGGUGAUGGAACUAUUGACGAUUCGAAGAGGCGACGACGCCGUAAACAAAGGAAGCCUACGGAUCCUACACAAAAGACCAAGGGAGGGAAGAGGAAGAAAACCACGAAGAAGGGAAGCUUGGACGAUGAGUAUGCUUUCAAGGCUUCGAGCGACAUCAUCGGUAUCGUGCAGAUGGAAAUCAAGAGCGCCUGCGACUUGCCCAGAUGGAAGAAUAGUGAGCUAGCUUCCAGGUCUCCUGCUUGCGGUCAGACGAGCAUUUGCUUACGUGCGCACCGGGCCUCGGCAGGCUUGCACACCGGCUUUGAUAUGGACCCAAUGUGCAUUGUGUCCUUCUCCGACAAAAUUUUCCGAACGCGCGUGCAGCGGCACACGCUCAAUCCCGUGUGGGACGAAAAGCUGCUCUUCCAUGUUCGUCGACACGAGGCGCACUGGAAGACGAAGCUGUCCAUCUUCGACUGGGACAAGUAAGUGAAGCGAGUAAUAAGCUCAAAGUCCCAUCGCUGACAGGUCUCUUUACUCGACUUUGCUCAGACUAUCGGCACACGAUCACGUAGGAUCGACCGAGAUCAGCGUAGCGGAUCUUAUUGAAGAGGCCCCAAAGCCAGAUGUGCAGACCAAGCUGUACAAUGCCGACGUCAAUGCACUUGAACGGCCCAUGAGACGUUUCGAGCUGCCUUUGUCGAAGUCUGUAAAGGACAAAGCAGACACAAAGUCGCAAUCCCUCCUAGUGGUGGAAGCUAAAUUCACACCCUACGACGCGUUGAGGCAACGCUUCUGGAGGCAGAUGCUCCUCAACUAUGACAGCAACGACUCGAAGACGAUCAGCACCCUCGAACUGACUAGCAUGCUGGACAGCCUUGGCUCAACCCUCGGGUCGCUCACGAUUCAGGAGUUUUGGGUAAGCAUUCGCACACAUCAUGAUAAGCGCUCGAGCUGAUGAACGAUUUGCACUAUAUCGUACAGCAACAACACAACAAACGUCCCGAUGAAGACGACCUGACGUUCGACGAGGUGUGUAUGUUAUUGUGCAAGCGCAUCAUUGACACAUGCUGACAACGUCUUGAUCAACUGCCCAGGCCAUUCUAUCCUUGGAAGCCGAAGUGAACAAGACGUGGGACGAGAAGAGAACGGCGAGGUCAGAUGGAGACGUCAGCGGGCCGGCGAGCGGGACGGUCACUCCAGCAGUCGAGGUGACGGCCAACGCGCUGGACUACUCUGGCCCGAAUGCCCCGAUCGCUUCGGAGACACAACUUGCCAAGAAUGCUGGUCUAUCAAGCCUUGCAGCGGUCGAGCCAUCCGCUUCUGAAAAUGAGCCCAGCUCAAAGCGGCUCACUCCACCAGGUGCCUCAAUGCCGGGCGUCAUUGCGCGCGAUAUGAGUCAGCUAUCCUUGUCCUCGUCGGCCACAUCAAGCUCAGCGAACUCGACCUCAAGCGGCCCGCUGGCCAGCGCGCAUCGAGGUGCCUCGUCAGGAUCACCCUUUUCGCAGCAUGUAGAAGGUGCUCCGAAAGUGAACAGCCAAGUCAAGGAGCGCGUCAUCUAUUGCAAGUCAUGUCCACUCUGUCACAUGCCACGCUUAGGGAGAAAAGCAGAGGUCGACAUCAUCACACAUCUAGCUGUCUGCGCUUCGCAGGACUGGAGACGUGUCGAUUCUCUGAUGGUGUCGAACUUCGUCACUGCAUCACAAGCACAGCGCAAGUGGUACACUAAAGUCCUGACUCGCAUAAGUCAAGGUGACUACAAGCUGGGCGCGGACUCUGCUAACAUUAUCGUACAGGUGAGUUUAUCUGACGAGGUCGCUACGGGACUCUGUACUGAGCCCCUUCAUCGGUUUCCCCUGUAUAGGAUCGCGUCACCGGUGAAUUAUUGGAAGAAAAGAUGGCAGUGUACGUUCGGCUUGGUAUCAGACUGCUGUAUCGAGGUGGAAAGUCCCGCAUGGAAGGUGCUCGAGUGCGUCGCAUGCUGCACAACAUGAGCGUCAAGCAGGGCGCAAAAUUCGACGAUCCAGCGUCUGCCCGUGAAAUUCCUAGCUUCAUCGCGUUUCACAACUUGAAGAUGGACGAAGUUCUGGAGCCGUUAGAGAAGUGAGCAAUUGCGCAAGGUCUUGUCAGCGUUCGUCGGGCAGGAUCGAGCUCACACCGCUCGUUGCCAAUGCGCUCACCUCGUAUGUACCAGUUUCAAGACUUUCAACCAGUUCUUCUACCGCAAGCUCAAGCCGGAUGCCAGGCCGGUCGAAGAGCUCGAGAAUCACAAGAGGCUAGUUUCUGGUGCAGAUUGCCGCAUGCAGGCCUUUCAGUCUGUGGAAGACUCGAAGAAAUUCUGGAUCAAAGGCAAACAAUUCACGAUUCCGAACUUGCUAGGCGACCAGUGCAAAGACGCCAGCGCGUACGACAAUGGACCGCUUGCCAUCUUUCGGCUUGCGCCUCAAGAUUAUCACAGGUAUCACUCCCCUGUAGAUGCUACAGUCGGCGAGAUCACGCCGAUUCCUGGAGAGUACUAUACGGUGAGUCGGCAGAGCAAGCUCCUCAUUUGGAGGUAAGCGCCUCUGACAAGUCUGUCGCUCGCAGGUCAAUCCUCAAGCUAUUCGGUCCACCGUAGAGGUAUACUGCGCUAAUGUGCGGACCAUCGUCGAGCUUCACACGGAGGAGUUUGGUCGUGUGCUGUACGUGUGCAUCGGCGCCAUGCUGGUCGGCUCCAGUAUUCAGACUGUCAAGACUGGUGACAAAAUCAAGCGCGGCGACGAGGUGAGCAAGCCUUCGCGGUCUUUCUUUGACGACGUGCGCACUGCUGACGAUGCUCGCUCCAUUCCGGGUCUAGAUCGGAUACUUCGCUUUUGGAGGAUCAACCAUCCUACUGGUGUUCCCCAAGGGUGCUGUCGAAUUCGACAAAGAUCUGCUAGAUAAUUCCAAGCAGUCUCUGGAGACCCUCGUCCGAGUGGGAAUGGGCAUCGGUCGAGCACCACAAUAA
This is a messenger RNA of Ceraceosorus bombacis, 3256 nucleotides long. The record is from the annotation of a GenBank genome assembly. Lineage: Eukaryota; Fungi; Basidiomycota; Exobasidiomycetes; Ceraceosorales; Ceraceosoraceae.